Messenger RNA from Suillus bovinus, 2865 nucleotides. RefSeq lists its product as uncharacterized. Gene Ontology annotation, molecular function: GTP binding; protein binding. The record is from RefSeq and is a predicted model, not a curated record. The transcript has 5 exons. Lineage: Eukaryota; Fungi; Basidiomycota; Agaricomycetes; Boletales; Suillaceae. The coding region runs from base 200 to 2764 and encodes 854 amino acids.
GGAGUUUCGCUUGCGCCUCGUCUCUAUGUACCGCAUGCAGGCAAUGAAAUAUACGACGGAACAACAUGCGAAUGGCAUACCCUCGCGGAGAAUAUGUCGCCGCGAAUACUAAAGCUGCAUCCUCUCGCAGCUUGCUCUCCAAAUCCCCCACAACCACUGCGAUCAGCCUUAACACGCUGACAUCACAUAGGUUCUAGACAUGCUGGGCGGACAUGUUUUAGCACUGGAAGUGAUUGCUGGCCAAAAUCUGAUCGUUCCAUCUAAUCGCACGCCAGCAGGCCAUUAUGUCCUUGUCUCCACCUCCUAUGGUCAGUGGAACACUGCCAUCAAGCCCGCAAUGGCCGACUGUGGUGUUUCUUGGAAUGAGAUCCUUACAAUCUGUGGAAGCCCGCUAAUGUUUCCCAUGUGGCUUAUGCCCAUCUUUUCCAGCUCCUCCAAAGAAGUACGCCUCGAAAUUCGCGCCUCAUUUGAGUGUGGCCAGAUGCUCGGUCGAGGCGAGCUUGUCGGUACAGUUGAGACAACUUUAGACCAACUGCUUGCGCAUGAUGGGCAGUCUGUAUCACUCCCGGCUGUUGAUAAUCAGCACGUAUCCCUUAAAUUGAAGGCACGUCGCAAAAAAAUACCGCACCAAGAUGCAGACGGUAUUAUGCAGCAUAAGAUCGCUCUCGAUACUGAUGCAGCACGCGAUGCAUACACGCUCUUUUGGAGGAGCAACCUUCGCGAGCAUUUCCAUAGCGCCAUUGAGGGUUUUCAGGCAGUGCUUGACCAAUGUCCCCAUGAUCAUGCCCACCGCGCCGCAGCACUCUCCAAUCUCGCCCAUGCCAUUCUAUGUGGUUUCGCCAAGUCCAUCGACAAUGACAUUGACCGCGCGAUUCACCUUUUCCGCUCCGCACUCACACUCCGUCCCCGAGGACACGUCGAUCAUCCGCUAUCCAUCCUCGAUCUUUGCCAUGCUCUCUGCAAGCGUCACUCCUAUCAAAAGGACCAUACCGAUCUCCGUGAGGCUGCUGAUCUUUACCGCUCUGUUCUACCGCUUUGUAUCGAGGGCAGCCAUCUCCAUCGAGUAGUAUUUGGUACCAACGGCAUACCAUAUGUCAUCGAGCAGUGCAACGCACUUCCCAGUGAUCCUUCGGACGAGAGUAUAUCGCUCCGGCGAAUUGUGCUCGAGCUUUGUCCGCCGCGACACCCACGCCGUGCACACUCACUAGACAAGCUUGCUGGAGACCUCUAUGCACGCUUUGAACGAGACGGCAAUAAAGACCAUUUCUAUGAGGCUAUCUAUCUGUCACGUGAAGCACUGGCAGUAUGUCGUGCUGAUGAAGAUCAACUUAGUGCUCUCCCCGGCAUUUUAUCGGACACUCUCGGGCACCGCUUUAAUCACCACGGCGAUCCUUCUGACCUAUACGAGAGAAUAGCACUUGAUACUCACCUAGAGGCAGUCGACUUGCGCUCGUCUGCUUCGAGUCGACGCGGCAUAACGGCCCCAGAACAGGGACAACAACCUUCGCCGCCACCACCACCUCGCCCACUUCGCCCACAGGCAUCAACGAGCAAAACCCGGCCACUCGAAAGAAAUGUUGUCAUCUUCGGCGACAGUGGCUCCGGUAAAAGUUCAGUCAUCAAUGCAAUCGCGCAAACACAACUAGCGAAGACAUCCAGCAGUGCAACCGGAUGCACGUUUGCCUAUGAGCGCCAUAGAGUCGAAAUUUCCGGCCAGACGUUUGUCCUAUUCGACACUGCGGGUCUCAAUGAGGGCACUGCAGGUACGGUGCCGGCGGCAAAGGCGGAAGAAAACUUGAAGAGCUUGCUGCAAGAACUCAUGAGCCCUAAAUCAGAUGGAAUCGGCCUUCUGGUAUACUGCGUGCGCAGCACGAGAGCCCGUCGCGCUCUUAUUCGGAACUACAACAUUUUUUACUCUGCUAUCUGCCGAAAAAAGGUCCCAAUUGUCGUCGUCGUCACAGGAUUAGAGAACGAGCUGGACAUGGAGAGCUGGUGGGAUGCCAACGGGAAGGAAUUCAAAAGUCGUGGUAUGCAUUUCGAAGACCAUGCAUGCGUCACAACGCUGCGCAAACACUCAGGCAUCUCAGAUGUAUUCACCCGUCGCAUUGACGAAUCUUCCGAAGCUCUGCGCAAUCUUCUCGUCAACAAUUGCUCGGAUUGGGUGGUUGACGAUGGCUGGUUCAAGCAGUCUUUUACUGCUGUGCGAAACUUGAUCAGCGACAGCGGAAAUAGCGAAAGGUCUUUGCCGUCCACUCUCAUCAUUUGUGAUCCAUCUCGAAGCGAAGACGUCGAGAUCGCACACUGCAUCCGUGGUACCUUGAGGCCCUACUUUGUGCGCAUCGGUGGGGACACCUACCAGGUCCACCGUGUUCCUGCACCGGAUUCUUCAUCUUUAAAUGCCGACAAGAGGCCUGAAGGGGAUCUUCUCAUAUACUACGCUCGCGCUGACGAGCUUUCUGCAGCUCGUCAGAAGUUCUACUCAUUUUGUACUGCAUACCGGGGGAACGUGGUGCCGGUCGUCGUCGUGGUCAAAGGACUGGAUGAUCGCCAAGCGGCCAACCAGUGGGUCGAGAAACAUAUCACGUAUGAUGGAGCCGGACGUCUAUUCUCAACAUUUGCUCCAGCUGAAGAACUCGGGGAUGAUUCUUUGAAGCAACAGGCAGAACAGGAGUUACAGGAUCUCAUUCGACAGGCCUCUCUCAUUCGUAGCGAGAGAAAAGUCAGAGGGAAACCGAAAAGACUUGCACGUCGAAACCGAUUUUGAGCGGACGAGUUACUGUGGAAGAUGAUAAUUAUUCUAAUUUAACUGACAUUAAUGAGGCGUGGAACGCCGGAUACUCUAGUAUUACUCUAGUACUUGUGUGG